GUUGUAAUUUGUAGAAGUGCUUGUGGGAAUAAAAGUUGUUUUAUUAUUUUAAUGAGCUGCAGAUUUGGUACACACUGCUUAUUCUUUGGUCAUCCAUUUUAGAUUUAGCUGCUUCUGUAAGUCAUGUAAAAUGCGUAAUGUAGUUUGAAGUUUUUGUUCCUCUCGUCAGGAGUUUCUUAAUGGAAUGUUUACUUCACUGGAUUACUAAAAUACAGAAUUUUUUGGCUGUCAGUUGAGACAUAAGCCAUCAGGAUUCAUUUUGGGAUCUUUAAGAUAAUAAAAUGGCCUUUAGAGUGAGUCUGUCUGAAGACCAUGAAAAUAAAAAGGACAAGAGCAAUGUGUCUCUGAUGAGAAACCAACCAAUGGAUUUUCAACAACACUGCAUGGAGGAAAACUUCUCCAAUGAGCCCAAUCUGUGUGAGAAGAGAUCUCCUGCACCCUGCAGUUGUGUGUCUAUGAAGAGUGACCUGUCAAUGGAUCCACAAGCAAAUUUCAGUAGGGGAGACUCUUCUGCUGAUCCAAGUCAAAAACAGGCUGGACCCGAAUCAUGUAAUGCACAAAAGAUGGAAUUCAUUUUAAAGGAAGUUGAGCACAAAAUCAUCUCUGUAAUAAAGAAUGAGUUAAACAGUUUUAAGAGACUGCUGAGUCCAGAUUAUCCAGAAUGCUCUAAGAGAGAGGAGGAUGAUGAUGAUGAUAGGAGUCGCAGCAGAGUCAAAGAGAUGAUUCUGAAAAUAACAGUACACAUCCUGAGAAAGAUGAACCAGACAGACCUCGCUAACACACUACAGUCAAAACUGAUGCCUGUGUAUCAACAAAAACUUAAAUCCAGAUUAAAGGAAAAAUUUCAGAGAAUUAAUGAAGGAAUCUCUAGUCACGGUGACUCAACAAAUUUGAAUGAGAUCUACACAGAGCUUUACAUCACGGAGGGAGGGAGUGGAGAGAUCAAUAAUGAACAUGAGGUGAGACAGAUUGAGACAUUGUCCAGGAGACCAGAGACACAACAAAGACCAAUCAAAUGCUGUGAAAUAUUUAAAGCCUUACCUGGACAAGACAAACCCAUCAGAACUGUGCUGACUAAAGGAGUUGCCGGAAUUGGAAAAACAGUCUCUGUGCAGAAGUUCAUUGUUGACUGGGCUGAAGGAAAAGAAAAUCAAGAUGUUCAUUUAAUAUUUCCACUUCCUUUCAGGGAACUAAAUUUGAAACAUUUGAUCAAGAAAAAUAUCAGUCUUGUCGAACUUCUAAAUUGCUUUUACGAAGAAACAAAAGAACUGGUAUUAACAGAUUUGAAUAUUUACAAAGUCAUGUUUAUAUUUGAUGGUCUAGAUGAGUGUCAACUAAAUCUAAAUUUCCAUGACAAUCAGAGAUUGUCAAAUGUAACAGAACGUGCCUCAGUGGAUGUGCUUCUGACAAACCUCAUCCAGAGGAGUCUACUUCCUUCUGCUCUCCUCUGGAUAACCUCUCGACCAGCAGCAGCCAAUCAGAUCCCUUCUGAGUUUGUAGACCGAGUCACAGAGGUGCGAGGCUUUAAUGAUCCUCAGAAGGAGGAAUAUUUCAGCAAGAGAAUAAGUGAUCAGAGCCUUGGUGAUAGAAUCAUCACACAUAUCAAAUCAUCAAGAAGCCUUUACAUCAUGUGUCACAUACCUGUCUUCUGUUGGAUUUCAGCCACUGUUCUAGAGAGAAUGUUGGGUGAAGCAGAGAAUGCAGAGAUCCCCAAGACUCUUACACAAAUGUUUACACACUUCCUGAUCUUUCAGACCAAGCUGAAGACUCAAAGGUAUGAUGGGAAACAUGAAAUAGAUUUUUGUCAGAUUAGAAAAAGCAUUUGGUCACUAGGAAAGUUGGCUUAUGAGCAACUUGAGAAAGGGAACCUGAUCUUCUAUGAGGAGGACCUGAGAGAGUGUGGCAUUGAUGUCAGAGAAGUGUCAGUGUAUUCAGGAGUUUGUACUCAGAUCUUCAGAGAGGAGUCUGGACUGCAGCUGGGGAAGGUCUACAGCUUUGUACAUCUGAGCAUCCAGGAGUUUCUAGCUGCUUUAUUCAAGAUGCUCUCCAUUUCUAAACAAAAAGCAAGACUCAGAAAUGUGCUCAGGUCAUCUAUGACUGAUUUACUGAAGAAAGAAGUGGACAAGGCCUUACAGAGUGAAAACGGACAGUGGGACCUUUUCCUACGAUUUCUUCUGGGUCUCACACUAGAGUCUAAUCAGAUUCUCUUACAAGGCCUCCAGAGAAAGACAGUAAGCAGCUCUUAUAACAGUCAGGAAACAGUUGUUUACAUUAAAAAGAAAAUCAUGGAAAAUAAAUGUCCAGAGAAAUCAAUUAACUUGUUUCACUGUCUGAAUGAAAUGAAUGAUCGAACUUUAGUGCAGGAAGUCCAAACAUAUGUGAGCAAAAAAGGUGUCCGUCGUCUCUCUGGAGUCAAACUUUCUCGUGCUCAUUGGUCGGCUCUGGUGUUUGUGUUACUGAACUCAGAAGAAGAGCUGGAUGAGUUUAAACUAAGUAAAUAUGAUCCAUCAGAAGAAUGUCUUCUGAAACUUCUGCCAGUGGUCAAAGCAUCUAGAAAAGCUGAACUGUGUGAGUGUAAUAUUACAGAGAAGGGUUGUGCUGCUCUGGCUUUAGCUCUAAGAUCAAACCCCUCACACCUGAGAGAACUGAAUCUGAACAACAAUAAACUAGGAGACUUAGGAAUGAAGCUGCUUGCUGCUGGACUGGAGGAUCCACAAUGUCAACUGAAAAAAUUACAGCUUUUUAGCUGUGGUAUUACAGAGGAAGGUUGUGCUGCUCUGGCUUCAGCUCUGAGAUCAAACCCCUCACACCUGAGAGAACUGAAUUUAAGCCGUAAUAAACCAGGAGACUCAGGAGUGCAGCUGCUUUCUACUCUGGGGGAUCCACACUGUAAACUGGAGAAACUAGACCUUUUCAGUUGUGAUAUUACAGAAGAAGGUUGUGCUGCUCUGGCUUCAGGUCUGAGAUCAAACCCCUCACAUCUGAGAGAACUGGAUCUGCGCUUUAAUAAACCAGGAGACUCAGGAGUGAAGAUGAUCUCUGAUGUACUAAAGAAUCCACAUUGUAAACUAAAGAAACUAAAGUUGUGGGAAUGUAAUUUUGGAGAAGAAGGCUGUGCUGCUCUGGCUUCAGCUUUGAUAUCAAACCCAUCACACCUGAGAGAACUGAAUCUGAACAAUAAUAAACCAGGAGACUCAGGAGUGAAGCUGCUCUCUGCUCUACUGGAGAAUCCACUUUGUAAACUAGAGAUUUUAGGGCUGUGGGAAUGUAAUAUUGGAGAGGAAGGCUGUGUUGCUCUGGCUUCAGCUCUUAGAUCAAACCCUUCACAUGUGAAAGAACUGAAUCUAAGCUUUAAUAAACCAGGAAAUUUAGGAGUGAAGCUGCUCUCUGAUCUACUGAGGGAUCCCUGCUGUAAACUGGAGAAACUAUGGCUGUGUGACUGCAGUAUUACAGAGGAAGGUUGUGCUGCUCUGGCUUCAGCUCUGAGAUCAAACCCCUCACACCUGAGAGAAUUAGAUCUACGCUUUAAUAAACUAAGUGACUCGGAAGAGAAACUGCUUUCUGAUCUACAGAGGGAUACAGACUGUAAACUGGAGAAAUUAGAUAUUUACAGUGUUUAACAGUCACACAUUCAUAAUGGAACCUCCAAGAGCUUCAGCUGGUAAACCAAAAGAGACACUUAUUUACCUGAAGAAGAUGGUAAACUGAAUAAACACUUAUGAAUCCAGCAGAUUUAUAAGUGAAAGAUAUAUGUAUAAAUAUGCAGACAGUUUGAAACUUACUUGAAUAUAUUAUAAAUGUAGUUAGAGAAAAGUAACUGUAAAUAAUAUUAAAUACACAUUAAAUGAUUAAUGUGACAAAAUGGAGCUAAACUUUGCAGAACAGUGGCCCUCCUGGACCAGGAAUGCCCACACCUGUUCUAGGGGGUCCCCAGAAAAUUUUACAGAAAUAUUUUUAUUUAUUUAUCAAGUAUUUAUCUCCAAUUUCUUGCUACAUAUAUAUUUGCUUUGUAUCUUUGUAGUGUGUUUUCUGUAUUAGAGUCCCCUUUAUCUCUGGGGUCCAUAAGGCAGAAUUCUUUGUAAAGCUGCUGUAGUACAGAAAUAUUGAAUUGAACAUGUUUCAAAAACAGCUUCAUGUUACACUAAGUUUAGCCAACCAAUUAUAUAUUCAUUAUACAUAAUUUGUAAAUUGCUAUGUAUAUGUAUAUAAAGGGGGUCCCUAACAAAAUGUUAAUCAUAUUUGGGGGUCCUUGACAUCAUAAAGAUUAAAACCCCUGGUAUUGAUAAUCUUUAGUGCUUAAACAUGAUCCUCAUGCUAAAUUGUCCCCAGAAAAAAAAACAGACCAUAUCAUUGGAUGCACGGUCCAUGGGUGUCAUUUUAAAUAAAAAAAGAUAAAUUUUUAUAAG
Paramisgurnus dabryanus is the source of this 4406-nucleotide messenger RNA. RefSeq names its product NACHT, LRR and PYD domains-containing protein 3-like. Gene Ontology annotation, molecular function: protein binding. The record is from RefSeq and is a predicted model, not a curated record. Lineage: Eukaryota; Metazoa; Chordata; Actinopteri; Cypriniformes; Cobitidae.